GUGUGUGUGUGCGUGUGUGUGCGUGUGUGUACUUUCUGUUUCUCCCUAAACAGAAGUGGCCUCAGUGCGCCCUUGAUGAGCGCACAGAGAGGAGCACCGACGCAGGACUAAAGAGUGUCCGAAAAGAAGCCUUCACUUCCCCGCAGUUUCUCCACUUCAGGAUCCUCUUCCUCCAUGCCCGAGCUGGGAGCUUCUCCGCGGCGGAGUCCGCAGGGAGUUCCGUACAGCGACCUGCAGCACAUCGUCAACGCCGACGGACAGCACCUGUUCUGCCGCUACUGGGAGCCCACCGGCCCGCCAAGGGCGCUGGUGUUGAUCGUCCACGGGGCCGGGGAGCACUGUGGUCCCUACGAUGAGAUUGCACGGAAACUUAAGGAGGAGAUGUCUCUGUUGGUCUUUGCACACGACCACGUGGGCCACGGUCAGAGUGAAGGAGACAGGAUGGUCAUCAAGGACUUCCAGGUGUACAUCAGAGACUCGCUGCAACACAUCGACCUGAUGAAGUCUCGUCACCCCAACCUGCCCGUCUUCAUUCUGGGACAUUCCAUGGGUGGAGCAAUAUCCAUCCUCGCAGCCUGCGAGAGGCCUACUGAUUUUGCCGGAGUGGUUCUGAUCGCUCCCAUGGUCCAAAUGAGCCCAGGCUCAGCCACGCCCUUCAAGGUUUUCCUGGCCAAGAUUCUGAACCAUAUGCUGCCCAGCUUGUCUCUCGGCUCCAUCGAGUCCAAAUGGGUCUCACGGGACCAGAAGCAGGUGGAGGCCUAUGACAACGACGAGCUCAACUUCCACGGCGGGCUGCGCGUGUCCUUUGGCAUGCAGCUGAUGGGGGCGGUGGCUCGCAUCGAGCGGUCCAUCCCGUCCAUCGGCUGGCCCUUCCUGCUCCUGCACGGCGACGCCGACAGCCUCUGCGACAUCCAAGGCUCCAGGUUGAUGUUUGAAAAGGCUCCCAGCUCGGACAAGAAGCUCAAGGUCUACGAGGGCGGCUACCACUGCCUUCACCAUGACCUGCCGGAGGUGGCGGAGUCCGUCCUGAGGGAGGUGACCAGCUGGGUCCGAGAGCGCCUACCCGACAACACACCCUCAUCGCCGCAAGGCUCGUAGGAAACAUGACCACAGCAGUUAAGCAAAACGCCACUAGAACAUUCUCCUGUUCGCUAUGGACAGGAUUGUAGUCCUUUGGGCAUUUUACUCCAGUCUCUUUGCCUCUUCCGAGCUCACAUUUUUCUAAUUGCUUCUUGACAAUAUGCCGGGUUGAAAGUGGAAAGUACAAGUAAGUUGAAGUUGCAGUAUGCUCAGGUUUGUUGUGCAAUAAUACCGUUUGUUUUGGACACUUCUCAUCAUCAUCAGCCUUACCCCAAAAUGAGCCGAAAGAACAAUAAACACUGCCAGCACAUAUUAUACUUUAA
Nerophis lumbriciformis (worm pipefish) is the source of this 1403-nucleotide messenger RNA. It is a transcript of the gene mgll, whose product is annotated as monoglyceride lipase. The record is from RefSeq and is a predicted model, not a curated record. Lineage: Eukaryota; Metazoa; Chordata; Actinopteri; Syngnathiformes; Syngnathidae.